AUGAACUUGAAGGUAGCAGAGACCCUCCUGGCUCUCUUCCUCCUCUAUGUCUGCUCUUCGGUCCCCAUCAGCCGCCCCACCAACUGGCUCAGGCAAUGUCGCGCCUCCUCCAACCUCUCCAUCACAGCACUGGAGGUGCUGCCGGGCGGAGGCUGGGACAACCUCCGCAACACGGACGCAGGUCGAGUCAUGAACCUCAGCUACUUCCAGUGCCAGAGCACCGAGGACGGGCUUUAUCUCAUCCCAGAUGAGGUGUUUGUCAUCCCCCACAAGGAGACGGGCAUUGAGAUGAACUCUGAGAUAAUCAGCUCCUGGCUGGAGCAGAGAAGCUUGACAUCUCAUUCCAUAAAUGCAGAGAUUUCCUUCUUCUCGGUGCUGAAUGGCAAAUUUUCGACAGAGAACCAGAGGAUGAAAACCCAUCAGGUCAAAGACUCUUCAACCACAGCCAGAGUGCAAGUUCGUAACUUCAUCUACACAGUUAAGGCGUUUCCAGACUUCACUCUGGACACACGCUUUUCCCAACAAGUCAAAGAGAUAGCCGAUGCAAUUGAAAACAACCAAACAAGGAACGUAGUCUAUCUCUCAGAGAAGAUGGUGCUGGACUAUGGAACCCACGUCAUCACCAGUGUUGAUGCUGGGGCCACUUUGGUGGGGGAAGACUACAUCCAUUCUUCAAAUGUGUCCGACAGUGCAUCGGACAGUUCCUCUGUCAAAAUGCAAGCAGGCUUAAACUUUUUUGACAAGGUCAAGUUUGAAAUAAGCAGUCAGAAUACCCAACAGAGCUCCUCUCUUCUAACAUAUCAGUCCAAGAUUCAGUACUCUCUUAUUCAAAGCCAUGGCGGGGGCACGCCUUUCUAUCCUGGCAUCACCCUGCAGAAGUGGCAGGAAAGUAUCAAGAACAACCUGGUUGCUAUUGAUCGGUCGGGAUUCCCCUUGCACUACUUCAUAAACAUCAACACCUUGCUCGAUCUGCCCCCACCUACGGUGGACAAAGUGGCUCUUGCGGUGAGUCAGGCUGUGGAGCGAUACUACAUGGUCAACACGCGGCCAGGAUGCGUCGACGUCAAAUCCAAGAACUUUAACUUCCAAGCCAACAUUGAUGACGCAUCCUGCGAGGGCCCCGCUACAAACCUCAGUUUUGGUGGCGUGUACCAAAAGUGUACUUUUAUCAGCUCAGAUGCAGGUCCACUGUGUGAUGCUCUGGCCCAGAAAAACCCACAAACAGGGAACUUUUCCUGUCUUUCGCCUUACUCUGCCACUUUACUGAGAUCGGAGGUGAGACAGCAGGGUUACACUACCUACGACUGCCACAACCAAGGCUCUAAAUGUGGGUUUCUUUGGCUUUCACAUUGCGAUAGUCAAGUGUGUCAGGACAACUACCACGUUCGCUCUGCACGCAUCGACACCUACUGGUGCUCUGUGAGCGGAAAGGCCCCAGACAACUCAGGGUAUCUGUUCGGAGGCAUGUACAGCCCCUCCCUCCUGAACCCCCUCACCAAUAGAAAAAGCUGUCCCACAAGUUUCAUUCCAGUGAAGUUUCUCUCGGAUGGCCAAGUGAUCUGUGUGGGUAAGGACUAUGAAAUCGGCAGCAGAUACUCAGUGCCAUUCGGAGGCCUCUUCAGUUGUCAGUCAAACAACCCGUUGGCAAAUAAUCAACGCCGCUGCCCUCCUAAGUUCAGCCAGCACCUCGCCGCAGUGAGCGACGGCUGUGAAAUCCUUUACUGUGUCCAGUCAGAUCUGUUCACAGGUGGGCAGCUGCUUCCGAUCCGUCUGCCACCUUUCAUCAAGCCUCCACUUGUCAGCAUGCAAGCCACAAAUACAGUCAUGGUCAUGAUUGAUGGAGAUAUGAGCUGGAUCAGAGUGGGGAAGACCAAGGCGUGGAAGCUGGCCAAACCAGAGGAAAUCAAGGCAAUGGUUGAGAAGCUUAACCCCGAAUCGCGUCAGAUGUCUGGUGGCGAAAAGGCCGGGUUAGCCUUCGGGCUGAUUGGCAUGAUGGCGCUGGUGGUCAUAGUGGCAGUAGUCCUGGUGAAGAGGAGGAGGGGGAAGCUGUCUGGGUUCAGGACAGCUGGGAGCUAUGAGGAAAUACAUGAUGAGGUUGAAUGUAAAGAACAAGAUGCGGCUUAAGAAUAAAACACAGAUUAGACGCCUUUUGAGGACAGCUGUUUGUCAGUCGGUUGUAACCCAGCUCGAUCUUAACAUGCACCACAUGGAUAUUGAUUAAAGACUUUUACAAAUUUGGCAAAAACAGUGCCUCCGACCUGCUUUCAUUUUUGAAACUCCACACAUAGGUUAAAGGCGUGACGUCAAGAGGUUGAUCUAGUGUGACGGAUAUGGAAAUUAACUUCCUUGUUCAUUCUCAACGCAGAAAUCACUAACAUGAAUCUCACAGGAGCAGAACAUGUUGUUUAAGGGAUCCUAGAUUGCAUCAAUUAUUCUUAUUCUUUUGAACUGUAAAUGAAACCAAUCAGUAACUACAUCACCAAAUUUGAAAAACUGCUGGAUAUAAUAAAUACAAUAGUUAUAACACAUUUAUUGGGAGACAUAUUUGAUACGUCUCGCCAUGUGCCUUUCAGUGAACCCAGACAACCCUCAUGAGGCCAAGAUGCCUCAUGUCAAGUAGUGUAAAAAACAUGUUAAACCCCAUUUAAAAACCUGGAUGAUUUGUUUGACUCGUAAACAUUGAUAAAACAUCUCACAACAUUGUAUGAUUUAUUUUGACAGAUAAUUAAUUAACAUUUUGUGAUGAUUCUCGAUGUUUUGUGCUUAAUGUUUUGUCUCGUGCUGCUAAAAAUGAAAGGAUUUAUAAAUGUAUAUCAAUUAAACUUCUCUGCACUGCACAUAACUACUAAUUAAAGUGGCGUUCAACUAUUCAAAUGGA
Molecule: messenger RNA, 2878 nt
Organism: Pseudoliparis swirei
Lineage: Eukaryota; Metazoa; Chordata; Actinopteri; Perciformes; Liparidae
Gene: mpeg1.1
Product: macrophage expressed 1, tandem duplicate 1
Exons: 2
Coding region: 1-2124 (707 amino acids)
Biological process (GO): defense response to bacterium
Source: RefSeq, a predicted model, not a curated record